CGCUUUGCGAACCUCCUCUUUUUUCAUCACCAAUUUACCAGCCGUUACCAAAUGACUCAAAUGAUUCUUGAUCAGCAGAGAAUCCGCGCCGCUAAUGAGAUUCACCCAACUCCAGAUGUCAAGUUUGCUUAUGGAACCGCUGGAUUUCGUAUGCAGGCAGACAAACUGGAUUCGAUUAUGUUCAAAGUCGGUAUUAUUGCUGCUCUUAGAUCACUAAAGCUCAAUGGAGCAACUAUCGGUGUUAUGAUCACAGCUUCUCACAACCCUGAAGAGGAUAAUGGUGUCAAACUUGUUGAUCCUCGCGGUGAAAUGCUUGAGCAGUCGUGGGAAGGUCUUUCCACUGAGUUGGCUAAUGCUAGAGAUGCUGAUAGCAUCCUCAGUGUCAUUGACAGCAUUGUUGCCAAAUAUAACAUCAACGUUGAUAACAAAGCAAACGUCAUCUAUGCCUAUGACACUCGACCAAGCUGCCCAGCUCUUGUUGCUUCGUUGAAAGAUGGUCUGGAUGCUGCUGGUGCCGAUUCCAUCGACUUUGGUUUGAAAACCACCCCUCAGCUUCACUAUUUGGUGAGAUGCAUUAACACCCAAGGUACCAACGAUGCCUAUGGUGAGCCCACUGAAGAAGGUUACUACGUCAAGCUUUCUGAAGCAUUUAAGACUUUGAUGAAGGGAAAGCCUGUCUUGCCCGCCAUCAGCGUUGACUGCGCUAAUGGCGUUGGUGCCCCCAAGUUGAAAGAAUUCCUGAAGUACAUCGACAGCAAUGUUUGGACCGCCAACCUUGUCAAUGACGAUAUCAAGACCCCAGGAAAGCUGAACUAUAACGCUGGUGCGGAUUACGUCAAAACUCAACAGAAAGCUCCCUUGGGUGCUGUUCUCAAUGCUGGUGACCGUUACUGCUCAUUCGAUGGCGAUGCUGAUCGCCUUGUUUACUACUACGCUGAUGAUGCUGGUGUUUUCCAUUUGUUGGACGGUGAUAAGAUCGCUGGCUUGGCUGCCAUGUUCAUUAUGGACUUGGUCAAGACUGCCGGUGUUGACUCAAUCAAUGUUGGUGUUGUCCAGACUGCUUAUGCCAACGGUAGCUCUACAAAGUAUUUGAGCGGAGAACUUAAAGUUCCCGUCUCAUGUGUUUCCACCGGUGUCAAGCACCUUCAUCAUGAAGCUGAGAAAUACGACGUCGGUGUUUACUUCGAAGCCAAUGGCCACGGUACUGUCCUCUUCAGCCCUGAAGCUUUGAACACCAUCAAGACUUCUGAAGGACGUACUCCCGCUCAGAACACUGCCUUGACUCAACUUCAAGCUCUCACCGAACUCAUCAAUCAAACCGUUGGUGAUGCCCUCUCCGAUAUGCUUCUAGUUGAAGUUAUUCUCGCUCAUCGUCAUUGGACCUGCCAAGAAUGGGAUCAAGCUUACACCGACCUUCCCAACCGACUUGUCAAGGUUGUUGUCGCUGAUCGCACCAUUUUCAAGACUACCGAUGCUGAAAGAAAGCUUGUUGAACCCCAGGGCUUGCAACAAGAAAUUGAUACCAUUGUCAGCAAGUAUAGCAACGGAAGAUCAUUCGUUCGUGCUUCUGGUACUGAGGAUGCCGUUCGCGUGUACGCCGAAGCUGCUACUCGCACUGAGACCGACUAUCUCGCCAUGGCUGUUGCACAGUUGGUUUACGACCGUGGUGGUGGUGUUGGUUCUGCUCCAUCCAUCUAAGCUGACACAGCUUGAAAACUACUACUCAGUUACCUGAGAACAAACACAUGCUUAUCUUGCUCUGAAUUUUCCUGUUCUUUACCCUGCGCACAUAACCCAAUCAAAUAAAUAAAAAAGACGAAUAAGGAUAUUCUACACCAACAGCCAUGA
Messenger RNA from Umbelopsis ramanniana AG, 1848 nucleotides. RefSeq lists its product as uncharacterized. The record is from RefSeq and is a predicted model, not a curated record. Gene Ontology annotation, biological process: carbohydrate metabolic process; UDP-N-acetylglucosamine biosynthetic process. The transcript is spliced from 8 exons. Lineage: Eukaryota; Fungi; Mucoromycota; Umbelopsidomycetes; Umbelopsidales; Umbelopsidaceae. Gene Ontology annotation, molecular function: magnesium ion binding; phosphoacetylglucosamine mutase activity. Bases 52 to 1698 code for a protein of 548 amino acids.